This is a messenger RNA of [Torrubiella] hemipterigena, 1872 nucleotides long. The record is from the annotation of a GenBank genome assembly. NCBI's taxonomy places the organism in Eukaryota, Fungi, Ascomycota, Sordariomycetes, Hypocreales, Clavicipitaceae.
CGUAUUUAUUUUCAUGGCGUAUACAACACUUACUCUCACAUCAUGCAUCCAUCAUUAACCACCACCCUCCUCGCCCUCCUCCUCACUCCUACCAUCACCACCGCCACCACCACUUCUGACGCUGCCAGCACAACGCCCCAAUUCCACAACUCCGCACGCCACACAGCGGCUGACCCUCACGUUAUCUACGAUGCCAAUUCAGGGAAAUACUACGCCUAUUCGACAGACGGUGCCGACAAGAAUCAUCUCUUUGCCAUCUACACCAGUCCAGAUCUCUCUACGUGGUCCAAACACCCUGGUGGUGUCCUCAACGCCUGCUACGAUGAUGCCAUGAACAAGCUCCCCAAUGGCCAGGCCUGCUGGGCCCGCGACUGGCAAUGGGCACCUGAGACAUACUACAACGACAAGACGGGCUGGUACUUCUUCUUCUUUGCUGGGAGACUGCGUCAAGACAUGACAAAGGACUACUUUCGCUACUCGGCCUUUGAAGAGCCCUCCAAAAUUGGCGUCGCCGUGUCUAGGUCUCCUACGGGACCCUUCCACGAGAUUAAAUCCAAGCCAAUUGACUGGUUUCCCUUUGAUCCUGCGUAUCACGAUGUCAAUCUCAUCAUGGACGCCAAGCAGAUGCUGCCGCCGCCAUCCCUCGAAAACGGCCAAAAGGCGCCUAAAGGAACCUACAUCCCCACCAUUGACCCCAACGUCUUUUUUGACAACAACGGCCGCAUUUAUCUGUAUGCCUCCCGAAACGCCUACCGCAAUUGGAACUGGGACGCCAAGCUGGGCAAGUACAUUGAAGAGUCCAACAUUAUUGCUGUCGAGUUGGACCGCGCCUGGUGGGACGAUCCCCAUGCGACAACCAUGCCCCAGAUUGUCGCUUCACAAAUGGACAUCAACGCCCAGAAUGCCCCCAAACCGCCUUGCAAUCCUGGUCGCUACAAUGGCACAGGUGAAAUCGGUCACCCGCUACGUAAAGAUGGCUGGAAGACUAUUAUUUCGUACGGAGCCGACCCGCAGGCGUGGGAAAACUUUCACGUCAACGACUACCAAAAGUACAAUGGCACCAAAAAGGACCGCCGGUGGUCUGAAGGAAGCACGCUCGUCACUCGCCCUGGCGCCAACGGCAAGCCUGCGUACUUUAUCACCUAUAGCGCCAACAACUUUGAGGCGUCCAACUAUGGUGUUGGAUUUGCCGAGUCGUCCUCGCCCCUUGGCCCGUUUCGCAAGUCGAGCCGCAACCCAAUCAUCUCCCAACAGCCAAACGCAUCCAUUCCCAUCUUCUCAACGGGCCAUGGAAGCAUUGUUGCAUCACCGCCCAAGGACCAUGGUGUGUUUGUUGGCGCGCAGGACGUGACUCGCCAGACUCCCCCAGACGCCGAGCUCUUCUACGUCCACCAUGGUAGGAACAGCACAGACAGCGGCAGAUCCCUGUACACGACCCGAAUUAAGCUCGACGCCACGGCUGGCGAUGCAGCCAUGUCUGCUGCUCUCACUUCAGAUGACCAGCCUCUGCCAAAGUGGACAUAUCCCAUUGAGGUGGAGGCUGUUUGCAACGAGGAUGACACCACAGUGGCAGUUUACGCACGACAGGGCUCUGCAUUUGACAUUUCAGAGGCAACAAACAGGGUUGUGGGGCUUCCUGGCGAUGUUCCAGUAUCCGAACUAGAGCCUGCAGUCGACGGUGGCUUUAUUGUCUCGUUUGGAAAGCAUGUCGACGGCGUAGCCUACCAGCGUCUCAAGGUAGACGGGUCCUGGGACACGGUUGGCCAAGCCAAGAUCUCCUGCUAGGCUUUUUAUUAGUCUUCUUGUAAAUGGUAUUCCUGUUUUGGAUAUUUUCAUGUAUAUGCAUAAAUUGAAUAUAAUCCCAUGGCCAGU